AUGAAGACCGACGUCUGGUCAUUCUUCCUGCUUGCGUUUGGUUUCUCUACACUAUUCGCAGCUGCUAUGGACGUCACGAAACAAGCGACGCCGAGCCAAAGUGAGAUUCUCGCUGCUGACGGAUACCCUGGGCGGUUUUCGUACAACUCGAACGGCAUCUUUGACCACUCGGUGCGAUUGCUCACGCAGCUUCGAACCCAUUUCCGCUCCCACGACGCUAAGAUCGUCAAGCCUUCGCAGCCGACGUUGGUGAGGAUGCUGUUGGCGGAAGCUUUUUACACCGCUCCCGGGGAGCCACGCUUUCUGCAUCUAGGAACAGUCGUACACAAGGGCGAUGAAGCGUACAAAGGUUGGGGUCUAGCUCUACCAAUGUCAGCAAGUGGCUCAUCGACUAGAACGAACAUCGAAGGAUUUGCAUUGUUUACCGUCUACCCGAAGUAUGUCGACAACACCGGUCAUGUCGUUCUCGAGCCACAGGUUUAUCUGCAUGGCUAUGUUCAUGUGCAAAACGUAGACAACAUUCUUCGUCACGGAGGCUCCCCCCAGAAGAACGGAGGCGAGCGGCCCUUCCCAGGUGCCUUUGUGUCGCUGGAUACUGUCUUUGCUGACGUUCGUCAUGCCCCUGUUCAAAUUCGAGUGUGA
Sporisorium graminicola is the source of this 642-nucleotide messenger RNA. RefSeq lists its product as uncharacterized. The transcript has a single exon. The record is from RefSeq and is a predicted model, not a curated record. NCBI's taxonomy places the organism in Eukaryota, Fungi, Basidiomycota, Ustilaginomycetes, Ustilaginales, Ustilaginaceae. Bases 1 to 642 code for a protein of 213 amino acids.